This is a messenger RNA of Oryzias melastigma (Indian medaka), 4373 nucleotides long. RefSeq names its product lysine-specific demethylase RSBN1L. The record is from RefSeq and is a predicted model, not a curated record. Bases 282 to 3638 code for a protein of 1118 amino acids. NCBI's taxonomy places the organism in Eukaryota, Metazoa, Chordata, Actinopteri, Beloniformes, Adrianichthyidae. The transcript is spliced from 8 exons. Gene Ontology annotation, cellular component: nucleus.
UAUAAUGAAUUCAUUUAUUUCCUUAAAAAUGUUAAAUAAAAUGUUUCCUUAUUGCAAAGAAAAGUCCUUAUGAGGAAGAUCAAUAACAUGUGCUAAAGUCCUUCCAUUUCUCGGCUGUAUUAUCACAGCGCCGCAGUGUGUUGUUUGUCGCACUCUCCGCCCGCCUCUUGUCCUGCAGGUCGUGGCUCCUCCUCCAUGCGUCUGACGUAACCCACGAAACCACGCCCCUGGCUUGUCUCUCGCGCAGCUACGUCUGACCGUAAAAAAUAGAAACUUCCAAGAUGGCCGAGUCCGUAGACUCCAUGCAUUUCGCAGCGAACAGCAAAACAAAUUCCCCUAAACCCCUGAUAGCCAAACGGCCGCCCGAAAGCCGUCCGCAGUCUUCCAGCGACAUUUUCCCGCCGCCCCCAAAGAAGAUCCGCGUGGAGGAGAAAGGCCUGAAGCACAAGAAACUCAACGGAGACGUCUGCGCAGGGGAAAAACACAACGGGAAGCAGAGUUGUGGAAGCCCAGCGAAAUGGAGUUUCGGCCCGGCCAAGACCAGCCACUCCACCGCGGCGGGGAUGCCAGUUACCCCCGUCCGGAAAAUCUUCAAAAUCAGCAACUUCCUCGCCUCGCCACUGAAAGUGAAAAAGGCUAAAGAGAAGCGGCUAAAAGAGAAGGAUAAAGGCGACGACGCUCCGCGGAGCUCCGCAGCUGCCGUAGAGAAAGUGAGCCCCGCUAGCUGCCAUACAAAGACGGAGAACGGCGACGUUAAAAUGAGAGAUCAUCAUGUGAAGGAGAAAGACAGACAGAGGAAGAAGGACAAGAAGAAAGAAUGGAAAAACAACAGCUUGCCACCUGUGCACGACAUUACCAGGGAAAAUGGAGAUGUGAUUUUUCCUCAAAAAGAUAAGGAGAAACUCAAAGCUGUUUCAGAGGAAGAUUUGCUGCUGAAGAAACUCAAGAAGAAGAAGAAAAAGAAACACAAAGACGGCGAGCGAUUAAAGGAGCGCCACAGCCGGCCCAAAAUGUAUCACCGCUCGUGCCAGACUGUGUGUUCGGGGGUGUCCCUGGGCUUGCCGGAGUUAUUUAGCCGCAUCAACGGGAACAACAGCGGUAGUCUAAUCGGCAGCAGCGCCGUGUCGCAUCAACACCUGCAGGAUCCUGCUGUUACUGCCUCUACCUCCAGCUCCAUCCACUCCAUGGUUCGGGACCGGCUGGAGUACAGCUCCCCGCUCAACUGCACCCCAACGCCGGGCCUGCCCGAGCUGGAGUUUGGCCGUCUGAUCCACGUUGAGCAGCAGGCUAACGGAGGGGCGUCCGUGGCGCACGCCUACUACGACCAGCUCGCCAGCUUGUCUCCAUCUGAGGUGGAGCGCUUCGCUGAGGAGUUUGUUAGCUUGUCGUUCAGCGAGGACGAGUCCCAGGCGGCGUGCUUUGUGAUGGGAAUCAUCCACGGAGCAGCGUCCUACCUUCCAGACUUCCUGGAUUACUUCUCCUACAAGUUCCCCAACUCCCCAGUGAAGAUGGAAGUGCUUGGAAAGAAGGACAUAGAAACGACGACCAUGGCCAACUUUCACUCUCAGGUCAAGAGGACAUACUCCCAGGGAACAUACCGGGCAGGGGCGAUGCGGCAGGUCAGCCUGGUUGGAGCUGUGGACGAAGAAGUUGGAGACUACUUCCCCGAGUUCAUCAGCAUGCUGGAGGAUUCUCCAUUCCUUGAGCGGACUCUGCCCUGGGGAACGUUCUCCAGCCUGAGGCUGCAGAGCCCCACAGAGAGUGACGACGGGCCCAUCAUGUGGGUCAGACCGGGGGAGCAGAUGAUUCCCAUGGCGGACAUGCCAAAAUCCCCCUUCAAAAGGAAAAGGUCUACCAAUGAGAUCAAGAACCUGCAGUAUCUGCCCCGAGCCAGUGAGCCCAGAGAAAUGCUGUUUGAGGACCGCACCAGAGCUCACGCCGACCACAUCGGUCAGGGCUUCGAAAGACAAACUACUGCUGCUGUAGGUGUGCUGAAGGCCGUGCGCUGCGGAGAAGAUGACACCCCCGCCCGGAUCACCAAAGAUGUGGUGUGUUUUCACGCUGGAGAUUUCCCAGAUGUGGUCAUGCGGCUGCAGCUGGACCUCCAUGAGCCCCCGCUGUCUCAGUGUGUUCAGUGGAUAGAUGAUGCCAAACUUAACCAGCUGAGGAGGGAAGGCAUCCGAUACGCCCGCAUCCAGCUGUACCACGACGACAUCUACUUCAUCCCCAGAGGAGUGGUCCACCAGUUCAAGACGGUGUCCGCCGUCUGCAGUCUGGCCUGGCACAUCCGACUCAAACUCUAUCACCAGCACGAGAGCAAGGAGGAGGAGGAAAAAGCCCAGAGGGAGGGGGGCAAGACCUCACCGGGAGUUUUAAUGCGCAAUAUCAAAGAAGAGGAAGAUGAGGAUGAAGAGAGGGAGAGGUGUGACCUCGCUGUGCAGACGGUGAUGAAGCUUAAGGAGGAGGACAUGGAGGAAAAGGAGGAGCUGCCCUUAAAGAAUCUGACACAGACUUUUAAGGAGGAAGAGCUGGAAGACAGAAUUGAGAGUGAGGAGUUGUCGGCAGCACAGCCUCCGCCUUCAGUUAGCAAUGAAAGAUGUGAGGUUCACAAUUCCACUCCGACAGAGUGCAAAGUUGAGGAAAAUGAGAAAGAAGACGGUAAAGGGGGUGUAGACGCAUAUCAAAGGCCACAGAAGGUCCCUGAAGGCAGCACAGAGGACGGCCCUGCGUUCAAGUCUUUGCCGUUUGUUAGGAAGGAAAGUGACGUGGACGAAGAGAAGCCGCAGAAGACCCCUCUGCCAGGUCACGGUCUAAAAGAGAAAGCUAAAGAUAGUUCAACAAGCUCUUCCAACACGCCGCAUAUCAAAAAAGAAAAGGACAAAAGCAAAAGAGACAGAGAUGAAAAAAUCAGGACAAAGGAGAAGAAGGACAAAGACAGGUGUAAGGACAGGGACAAACGAGACCGGGCCAGAGACAGGGAAAAGGACCGAGCACGGGAGAAGAUUAAAGCAGAGGGAGGGAAAGAAGACGGCACACUCGUGCCCCAGCAGACGAAGAAAAAGGAGGACGAAGAGAGAACGAGAGAGAAGGCCGUCCCGCCUGCACAGAAAGAGGACAAGUGGGACUCAAAAACGCAGCCACACCCCAAGAAAGAGAAGGACCUCGACCGGGGAGGCCCACAGCCUCAUUCACGCCUCGACAAAGAGGAGGCGCUCGACGCCUGCACACACAAGCACAAGUCUUUUCACGGGAAGAAGGAGAAGAGUGGCCACAGGGAGGGCAAGGAAAGCAAGCCAGCAAGAGAGGACGGGAAGACACACAAACCUGCAAACCUUCCGCUUAAGAAAGAAGUAAAAAAGGACUUUAACAGCAAAGAGAAGAAAGCCGGUGAACACAAACCCUCACGGACUUUUGUCACUUUUGACCUCUUUAAACCAAUGGACGCUUUGGCCCUUUCCUUAACGGACAGACCUAAACCUCACCAUCACAGUUUCUCCAAGCCUGGACCCGUUGUGACCUCUAAAGGACCAAAAGUAAAGGACUCGGUGCAGGGGAAACCCUCCACAGCGCUACAGGACUCAUUAAAGCCGCCCCAGAAAACUCACACACAGCCGACGCAGAAAGACUUCUUGAUAUGAAUGUUGUUUGUUUUUUUACUGUAUAACUUACUCCAGGGCUUUGUUAAAACACUGAAGGUUCAUCCUUCUUUUAGACAUCAUCAGCCACAUGUUUGUGACGCAGAGAAACAAGGAUGUUCUGGAGAGUAUUUUAAUGGGGCCGAAGAAUGUAAGCCGAGUAGCUCACUUCACGUUUGUUAGCAGAUGUAUGUAGGCUUUAUAUGAACUGUCAUGUGACCCGUGUGUCAGUGCCUGUGCACUACUUAGCUUUGCUUCUAAAGCACCUAAUUUAGGUACUGGACUAACCAAUCUGAAAACAACCAUCCUGGCUCCUCAGCAUCAGAACGAACCACUUUUAAAACAACUCGAUGCUCUUCAGAGCUGAAAUCCGGAUCUUCCCGGUUUGGGCCGAUGGGAUCUGCUGCGUGGAACACUCCCAAAUCUGAGCAAAGUACUUGUUUUCAGACUGGACUGUUUGACUCACACAGGGCUGUAAAUGAUACUGUAUGUACCAAAACUGUACAGUAUAGAUGUUAUUAGCACCAAUGUGAGAAAAUGUAUACAGAAAUUGCAUAUAUUUUUUGUAAGACGAGUUUUAUUUUCCAUAGAACUUAUUUAUAUCAUUUAUUGUCUGUUUUUAUUUGGAUGUAUGUGAAACUUUUUGUUGUAAAUACAUUUUAUUUCCUAAGAUUAAGACUUGGUAGUGUGAUUUAUACUCUGAUCAGAACCUCUCAAUAAAUGGUUCAACAUGUUGAA